AGAUGAGCCACAUCUUUAGCCCUCCGCUUCACAGGCAAAGACACGAGUUUGUCGUCGAUUUUGUCAAAAAGAACAAACCCAGAAGGGUGGCUGACUUGGGCUGCAGUGAGUGCAGACUCCUGCAACAGCUCCGGUUUCACCGGGAGAUUGAGCUGCUGGUUGGACUGGACAUCAACGGUGCCCAGAUGAAGAAAAAGAUGCAUGGGUUAGGUCCUCUAUCCACUGAUUAUCUGCAGCCGACUUAUGAUCAGCUGUGUGUAGAGCUGUACCAAGGCUCAGUGACACAAAGGGAUGCUCGCCUGAGAGGAUUUGAUCUGGUGACCAGCAUAGAGCUCAUAGAGCACCUCACUCUUCCUGAUUUGGAGCACUUCUCUGCAGUGGUUUUUGGUUACAUGACCCCGGCGAGUGUCAUCAUUAGCACCCCAAACUCCGAAUUCAAUGUCCUUCUGCCUGGACUGUCAGGUUUCAGGCACAGUGAUCACAAGUUCGAGUGGAACAGAGCAGAGUUCAAAUCCUGGGCUCUAAAGGUGUGUUUUGAAUAUGGCUAUGAGGUGGAGUUCACUGGUGUUGGUGAGGCGCCGCCUGGCCAGCAGGACAGUGUCGGUUUCUGCUCUCAGAUUGGCGUGUUUUACCGCCUCAAGGUCGGAGACUGCUGCAGUGCGUUACCUCACGAUGAUGAGGAGAAUGUUUUUUCUUACACAUUGCUGUACUCAGUAAACUACCCCAGCCUUCAUGACAACAACACGUUACGCAGAGUUCUAGUAAGUGAAGUGUUGUACUGGGCAGAACAGUUAAAGAACAGAUGGAUUCAGGAGAAGAGUGGUGAGAGAAACGAUGACUUUACACAUUGUCCGACUGAAGAUGGAGGGGAGAUGGAGGGGAGAAAGACAGCAUGUGAAGAUGAGAUGGAUAGUCCCGUGGACUGUAGUGGAAGAGGUGACGAAGAGGAACAGGGACACGUUUCUGUGCCCCUGGCUGUGCUGUGGUCCUGCUGUCCUAAAGUCAGUGAACUGAGUGGAAGUCUUGGAAAUCUCAGACAUCUGCUGUUGGAUGAGCCUGAAGUUAAUCUGAAUCAGAAUGGAUCUGCUAUACUUGUAAAAUAUCAAGAACAAGAUCAAGAAGAGGUUAACAGUGAUUUGGAGGGCAGCGAGGAUUUAGCGAGUGGCCAGUGUUUCUACAGAGCUGAGGAAGAGGAAGACUGGGAGACAGAUGUUUGAUAUUUACAUGCUGUUUGUUAAAUCUACCAAAGAGAAU
This is a messenger RNA of Nematolebias whitei (Rio pearlfish), 1254 nucleotides long. It is a transcript of the gene henmt1, whose product is annotated as HEN methyltransferase 1. Gene Ontology annotation, cellular component: cytoplasm; nucleus. The coding region runs from base 3 to 1217 and encodes 404 amino acids. Gene Ontology annotation, molecular function: RNA methyltransferase activity; O-methyltransferase activity. The transcript is spliced from 9 exons. Gene Ontology annotation, biological process: RNA methylation; piRNA processing; siRNA processing. Lineage: Eukaryota; Metazoa; Chordata; Actinopteri; Cyprinodontiformes; Rivulidae. The record is from RefSeq and is a predicted model, not a curated record.